Molecule: messenger RNA, 34505 nt
Organism: Xyrichtys novacula (pearly razorfish)
Lineage: Eukaryota; Metazoa; Chordata; Actinopteri; Labriformes; Labridae
Source: the annotation of a GenBank genome assembly
ACUGCUGGGAUUUAGAUGAAAGCAGUGACUAAACGUUAGUUUCUGGAAGGAGAAAAUCUCCACAGAAACAUUUCCAUGCAUCAGACAAAAGUGCCUGUUUGAGAAGAUGUUCCCUGUCCUCAGGAGUUCAACUCUGACACGGUCCAGGUUGAUAAAGGCCUUUCAGCAAAGCCGAAAGACAACUGUCUACAGCAAGCCAGCAAAGGAGAAGAUUGGGCCCAUGGUAUGAUUAUAUGUCUUUGUUUAUGGUAAAGAAAUGUGCUAAUGGCAGAAAAUUUAGUUGUGUGGUAGAAAAUGCUUUUUAAACAAAUGUUAAGUUAAAAUGUUGGACAUCUGUACUAUAUGUAAGCAAAGUUUCAGACUGCAAGGUUUGUGUGUGUUUAAGUAAUCUCCAGAUGCGACUACAAGGGGCUCUAAAUGGUCUGUUCAAAAAGUCACGCAAGAAUUCAACCAGAUCAACAUAAGAGUUGCUCAAAUUGUAUCAUCUCUUUCAUAACAAUUUUGACCUAUAAAUGAUAGACACAGUAAAACAAAAAAUAGUCCUGGAAAGUCACUAUCUAAGAUACAUUUCUGGACUACCCCUAAUGCGAAGAAUUCAAGCGAACCAACUCCCCAGCCAGCAGAGUGGGGGAGAUGUUUUAUUAAUUUCUUUUAUCCAUAAGUUAGUGUGCAGCUCUGGCCUCUGUAAAGAGAUCCCAUGAUAGAACUGCAGUGUAGUAGCCUGUGUUUAUAGUGCUAUGUAUCUGUUGAACUGCCCCAAAGGACAUGCACAUGUUUGUUUGCUUUUAUUUAAAGUCUGGCUCUAGUUGGAAAAUACCAAAGAGCAGAGGGACAGUAGGCGGGAGUAACAUGGUAGUUAGAUAUAGACAGGGAUUGUCCUUACUUUCUGGAUGACUCAUUGAGAUCAGGACCCUCUGUUGGGGAUAAACAGGUGUUAGAUUCUGUCCAUCUAACUUGCAGCUGACAACAGCUGAUGUUUGGGAACAAUACAAAGGAGCUAUAAAGUGUACACUAAAGAUUACACUUGAAUGUCUCGUACCAAAGUAUUUAUGUUUUUGUGUUUCUUGACUUUGUUGCAGCAAUCCCUCUUCACCUUGUGUGUAUUUGCUAUGACUCUUUUGGCCCCGGCUGGAUGGAUCAUGCAUCACAUCCCAGAAUAUCGGCGCAGAUCACGUCGUCACCCCUGACCCUGGACUAGAAAACCAUAUGCUUCUGUGAAUGUGGUGAACCUUCAGAUAUGUGAAAUAUAAUUGAAGCAAGAAAUAUUUGAGGAUAAAAUGGUUUUAUUGUAUGAAGUAUUGGAUACUAAAAGUGCUGAGUUAUGUCUUGCUUGAGAUCAUUUGGAUACAUGCAAAAUUAAAUGAUUUGUUGACUGAAGUGACAACUACAAUAGAUUUUUCUUUUCCUUUGCCAGGACACUUUUUUUUAUUAUUCACAUAAACCAACUAAGGUUACACUGGGUGCUGACUGUACAUACAAGACAUUGAUCCCAAUAAAAUGAAUAAAAUCAGACAGCUUUUGGCACAAACAAAUGAUAAUUGAAGAGGUCUGGCAGUCUGUUCACACUCCAUACCAUGAAAUCUGUUUAACUUUCUGUAGCAUUUUGGCUCUCAAAAAAGAAGCAGAACUUAAUUUAACAAAUGUUAUGUGUAGGCCAUUAUUAGGCUUAUAAGGGUAUAGUCCUUAUGUGUCUGUGUACUUGUAAGUACACAGACACAUUAUAAAAAUAGGUAUUUAAAAUCACAUACUUUCACGUAACAAUCUGAGUUAAUUUUGAAGGAUCCCUUUACAUGCAAGUAAAAAGCAUGGAUUUUACUGCCAAUAACAGGGUAAACGCAUAUAAAAUUUAGAUUUAAUAAGUUAAAAGAACAACACAUGCAUGCAGCCACGGUUGAGAUAAUACAUCAUGACAACCAUCUGUUGCAUGUUCAGCCUCCUAUAGUGCAGAAAAAAACAUGAGCAAUAAAAGGCUAUCUGAACCAAUACACUCAGGUAUUUCCCUCCUCUAAUCGGCUCCCAGACCACUGAUAGGGUUGUUGGAUUUCUUGAAUGACAAUUUGUCAAAGCCGGAUCAGUCCAUUUGGAAAGGUAUGAUGUGGCAGAUAAUAAUUAAAAUCCUUCCCCGCUUGGGCAAAAUAAAAAUCUUUGAAUUAAUAAAUGCCUCGUAAAAACGUCUCUUGGUUGUAAUUCCGCUGAAAGCCCACAAAAAACGACCGCAGCACCGCUCAAAAAAGCCACAGCGCAUAAAUCCAUCGCGCAGAGUGGUACAAUCAAGCCGCCGAGGCUGCACGAGCUGCAAGGGGGGUAUGUUCACUUUUUCACGACUGAGGCAAACACACAACGCCGGGGAGGGGGAAAAAAGCUCUAAAACAUUUGACACUUCUGUUUUAUGUUACCCCAAGUGUCAACGAGAUGUCUACAAAGGCAGAGCAGUGUAAGUAGAGCGGUGUUUGUGUUGUGUUUUUUUGGUCCUGUCUUGUCAUUUGGGGGGGUUGGAAACUGGGAGAUGUGAUUUUUGUCUUAAGCAAGAAAGCGACUGAGGGGAGCUGUCCUUGGUGAUGAAACCGCGGUUGCCAUGGCAGGUUGCAACACGUCCUCUCACUGCAGAGGAUGGCUGGAGGGCUCAGUGCUCUCGGGAAAGCCUCUGUUUAUAAUUCUAUAUCGCACGGCAUGCUGAGAGGGAGAACAAUUUCGUGGCAAAAACGCACAGUCGUCACGGUUAGAAUGUGGUUAUUUUUGAUUGACGUGGCUGGAAGAGGUGUGUGCGAUAGGCGAGGUGUGUUGGUCUCAAGGUCGACUUGACAGAUUCUUUACUGAACAAUAUGGUGGCUUCAGGUUGAUCAAUUUUGUAGAUUGACAAAACCGACCCGAAGACCGUUCUGUGAAUUUCCUCUUCCAUCCUCUGAUUUGCUUUGAACAGGUGGAAGCCAGACUCUGCAUGGUCACAUUUCCUCCCAUGUUAUACAAUUGUUCCUGUAGCCUACACUUUUUAAAAAAUCAGAUGUUGCUCGCUUAAAAAGACGUAAAAUAUGGGGGCAAAUUUGUCUGGGAUUGUUUCAUCGAAAUUGACAUAAAGUUGUGUGUUGCCGAUCAGAGUAGGCUACCGAUUUCGAUUUCAACCUUUGAUCGGAUAAAAAUUAGAUAUCAGGAGUAAUAAAUAUGCCAUUGAAAGCACCAGCACCAUAUCAACCGGGCCUACCUGUUUUUGAAAAGCAAUUUGUUUAGUGAACUUAUCACGUGACAGACUACAUGAAAGGUGCUACAGGCAGAGAGUGUAUGGUCAGUCAAAGCUAGCCUUGAUUUUUCCUUAAAUACAUCUAGCUAUGUUUUUGUUGCAUGUAGUGUAGGCUAUCCCACUGAGUAAUAGACUGCUUUUAGAAGUCUAGGUUUUUUUUAGACCUAAUUUCAACCAUCUAAAUUCUGUAUAUUUUUAGAUGGAAUUCAGACAUUGCACUUUAACCCAUUAUUCAAUAACUAUUUAUUUCAAAAAGCAAAUGUGAGUUGCAUAACUGAUCUCCAAGUACUUUACCAAAAUAAUAGCCGUUGAGCAAUAUACAGUGUAGUAUAGAUAUAGCCCAGAUUUAGACUUGGUCUAAAUUUAGAUGUCUAGAAAACUUUAAUUUUUAGACCUGUGGUAGCCUGAUUUUAGACCAGUUGUCUAGGCUACAUUUAGACAUCUAUUAGACCUCUUUUAGACCAAAAAAUGCUGGUUAUAGUUUAUGAUAAAAUGCAAUAUUGUGCAAAGGUCAGUCAAUGCAUCAGGCAGAUACCAGGAAGUAGCCUUACCAAAAUAUUUUGUAAAGGAAAUAAUUGAUUACAAAUUCCCAAUAUUAGUCAUAGUAUACAACACUGCUAAAAGUCCAGGUUAGCUAUCACUUUGUAUGCUAGUCAGUGCUAACAAAAUGUAAACAAGGUGCUGUCCUACAGAAGUUUACUCUUAUUUUUGUUAGUGUAGUUAGUAUGGAGGUUUUCCAUCGGCCAAUAUUUAAGGCAAGGGUUAAGAAAUAGGGAUGUAGAACCUGUUGUAAAUACACGAUUUAGUUUGACAUAUGAGUUAAACACCAACCCUAAUUCACUGUUAAAGCUAAUUUUAGUGUUCAAGCAUCAAAAUGUUUAAAAAGAUAUUUUGCUUAUAUUCAUGAGGAGAGAAGCAUGUGAAUAGCAGCACAGGCCUUGACCACACAUGCUCCAACCCUGCAGCUGUUAUUCUAAUUUUGAGGUUUGUCAUUUACAGGUCAUAGAGGAAGCUAAACACUACAGCCCAAAGUCAGAGAAAAUGGGUCAACCAUCACCCUCUCUAACUUAUCAUAUCUCUUAUAUCACCAGGCAAAACAUAAUUCAAACAUUCAUACCUAAAACAGCAACCUGAGGGGAUGGUUUGUCAUGGUAACCUGCAGGGUCAGUGUCAUCUGUGACUAAGUCCUCUCGCAUGUUUACCCCUGAAUGCAUUUCCCGGGGCUUGUCUUGGGACUUGAACCGACAACCUUUUGUGCAUGUGCUUGUUUCUGUAAGCAAUAGUUCAGCGCCUCCUCCAGGGCUUCCUGUGACCUCACUGCUUUUCUCAAAGGUCACCUGGUGCAGGCCAAGAGAGCCAUGGGAACAUACACUUAGUUUGACUUGAUAAAUACAGCCCCUGAGCAAAAGCUGUCUCUGUAUCAGCCAGGAAACGACCAUAGUGUCAUACAUGUUCAACAAAUUGCCAUUUCUUUGUAAUGAACUGAUUAUUUUACCCUAAUGUUGAUUUGCUUGUUACUCUGCUCUUUAUUUUGUCUAGUUGCCUCUAAGAUACGAUACUUGCAAGAGUAUCACAACCGUGUGCAACACAAUAUAUACCCCGUGCCCUCUGGAACAGACAUUGCAAACACACUGAAAUACUUUUCCCAAACCCUGCUCAGGUAAGUACCCCGCUCUGGAGCCGACAGGUGAAGUAACAGACUGUAGAAUGUUUCAUAUUUAGUUUCCUUCAUGAUCCAGGUAUUUAGCGUAGUCUUACACACUAUUUACCACAUCAAAUGGAAAGGAAAGUAGAGGGAGACAGAGAUAGUUGCAGAUUCCUCAUGUAGGUGUGGUUUUAUGUUAAAGCAGCAGUGACAGACAGCUCACUGUUGUUUAUUGAUUCAGCGCUUGCUUGCUAGAUGAAAACUCCCUGGGGCCACGUGUUUUGUCCUUCCCACUGGGGCCCGGCAGAGAGGGCAGCUCCUCUGGCUCUACAGUUGUAGGGUCAGCCUCCUCCCAUGGGCGCUGUGAACGCCCGAGGGAAGAACAGCAUGCUAUUUCCUCUUCUGAUAAGGGUCAAGUAGGCAGCCAUUUUGGAUACAUCCUAUUACAUGAUGGGCCACUUCUCCCUUUCCCCCUCUAGAUCUGUUUUCAAAAUCCACUGCAGAAGUAAGAUAUGUCUGUCUACAUAUGGUUAGCUCAGUUUUCCUGCUUGUGGCUACUCAGAAAAUGUUAAUGCUGACUUAACUUGUUGGCUAAUUUACAAAACGGGUUAGGAUUACCAGAGGCAGAACUUGUAUGCCCCACUUUUAUCAUUAUUAUCAGCUUAGGGUGCAAUCUAUUUGAGAUUGGCAGCCGGCCUCAAAUCUACACUUUAUGCCUCGGCUCCAUAAGGAUUAUUUCUCUGCUGAGUGAGUGAUGCUCACUGAGUAUCCAGAAUACUUUGUAUGUGCUUUGCUGAAGGGCUAUCCAGCACCAGCAGUCACUAUGCUGUUUUGAACACUGCCUCUGAUUUGUCUUUGGCACAGAUGGAGCAUGACAGGAGGGGUUUCAAUUGUGGGAGCAUGUUAAUUUAAGAUUUUGUCCGAGGGGCAGUGUUUGAAUGCAACAGGAAGUACUCAGUAGUGCUCAAUUUUCUGCAGUUGCAGGGCCUCUUAGUGCAGAAAUGCAAAAGUUCUCCCCACGGUGAUGAGAGUGAUUUAAUGCCCUCAACAGAGACUCCAGGAUUAUCAGUAUACCUUUGCUUCUAAGACAGAAAAUGUGAAAACAACUGAUGGGUUAAGUGGAAAGACAGAAGUGAUGGGCUUUUAAAAAAAGGAGGUGCAGGCAUGUGUUAUGCUCCUAUGAAGAAAGCUGGAAAUGUCCAAAGGAGGUGUUGCUGAUUCAUUCCCUAACGUUAGUUUCAGGUCAGUUGCAGAGCAGACAAAAAAGAGGGGUUAAACUAUGCCAUUAUUCUGAACUAUUUAUGUCUCCUUAGAGAUAGAUCUGUCAUAAUUCUCCAAGUCAGGCUCUCUCUGCAUCAGUGAGCCACGCUGACUUCAUGCCAGACUGUAUCACUCAGACGAAUAACUUUAGGGAGCAGAAAUCAUACCUAGUGAUGUAGAGACAUUAUUUGAGAUGCCACAGAGCUUUAUUCCUACUACUCACACCUGAACAUUUGUUGCAGUAGGCCUUAAUGUGCUUUAAAUUGCUACUACACAUAGCAAAUAUAGAUAUACCUGUAGAAAGUGCAGGGUUUGACGGUCAAUGUAUGUCAUGUGUCUGUAUCAGUGCAUUUCUACAUGUGUUUUAUGUGUCGUAUAUGUUUGUAUUUUUGUGUUGUUUGUAUGGAUGUAUGUUAUGCACAUAUGUGUGUCCUUGUGUAUAUGUUCAGUGUGUGUGUGUGUGUGUGUGAGUGUGUCUGUUUUGUCUUUGUUCAUUGUUCAAAAGAAUUAUGAUGUUUUCUAUAUGGCAGUGAAAAAGUCAUACUCUGAGAUACAGUCUGUUCUUGUACAUUAGUCCUGCCACUUUAUGAAAGAAUCUACGCUGACUGAGAUCUUACAGAGUAUAACUUUGAGGGGAUAAGUCAGUAAAUGUGACAUUCUGCUUUUAACAGUGUAAAAUGUUAAGCCACAGGCCAAAAUUAUGCAUAAUCUUAUGUCAUGUUAAAAUAUUUAAAAUGAAAUCCCCUUUCUCGCUUGCCAGAAAUGCUGUAACUCUAUUUUGUGAGUGACCUAUCCAAAUGAAAGUAAAAAAAAAACAAAACAAAACAAAACAAAAAACAAUACAUCAGCAUUUAUAAUCUGGGCUCUCAUGAUAAAACCCAAUCAUUUGCCUGAUAGAACAGCUUAGCUCUUUAGUAAUGUGCAGUAAAAAAAAAAAGAGCAAUGCUCUCUGGCCCCCCUUCCCCCUUCCUCCACCCUAGACGCUCCGCACUCAACCCCAACUAAUUUCUCCUUUUGUUUUUUCCCUCUCUUAAAAUUGAAUAUGUCAACCACCUUCCCCAGGGGACAGCAAACACAAAUGUCCAUCCUGCAUUAGCUCACAAACAUAAUGCUACCAGUCAUCUCCCCCCUGAUACAACCUAUUCCUUUGUCAUUAUAGUUUUUCCUCUACCGUAGAUUAGUUGUUACAUUUAUUUUAGAAACCUGAAUCCAUAUGCCUGUUGGAUCUCAUUAUUUCUCCUGAUGAUACUGGUACAGUAUCAUAACGUAUGCAUACGGACAUUAUUUCUCUGGUGCAAUAAACAUGUGCUGUGACCUCAGAGCAUUUGAUCUUACCUCACACACAUGUUUAUUACUGGCUGAAGCAUGUUUCAAAAGUGUCACCUCUGUAUUUUCCCUAAACCAAUUUGGUGUCACUCCCAUCCUUGACAGCCCCGCUAAAGACAAGGAAAUUUCUGUUUUUCUUUUUCUUUUUUCAAAUUCCACGGCUCAUUGGCCUUUUUUUUGCAUGGUAGCCUCUGACCUUGCUCAUUGGAAGAUGGCAGCCAUCGAGGGACAGCCUUUUGAGCUGUGCCUUUUUGGAGAAGUAUGGGGUUGCCACUGAAAACAUGCCAUUUUUUAUAUUUUUGCUCCUUGUCACCAGAUACGCAUGAGAUGCAGUGAUCAUUGCAGUUUGUGCUCAUGUCUUUUUUUUCUUUUCCAAGUGCAAAGACAGAUCAAAUGAGAGAAAAUUGAAUCAAAGUCACUCAACAUACAAAGCAGGGAAAAAUUGCCCAUGCCUUCAGUGAUAGUCAAAUAGUGAGACACUGCAUCCUAUGUGGGGUUUAUCUGGGUUUGUUUUUUUCUAUUUACGCUGUCUCUGUAGUGCCAUUUCAAUGUAAUGUGCUGUUUUUUUGUGUCUUUGUUGUCUCUUUUUUUCCCUUGUUCCCUUCCCCUACCCUUCCCUCCCCUUCCCCUCCCGCCCCCGGAGCAGCAUUCUGUCCCGCACAGGCAGGAAGGAGAACCAGGAAGCUUCCAAUUUGGCCGUGCCCAUGACCAUGUGUCUUUUUCCUGUGCCAUUCCCACUCACCCCAUCUCUAAGACCACAAGUCAGUUCCAUCAACCCUACAGUUACUCGCUCCCUCCUUUACAGCGUUCUGCGCGAUGCCCCGUCAGACCGCGGGGGGCAGGGGCAGCAGAGUCGGGACGCUCAGCUCUCAGAGUACCCCUCUCUGGACUAUCAGGGCCUCUAUGUGACCCUCGUGACCCUGCUUGACCUGGUGCCCCUGCUGCAGCACGGUCAGCAUGGUGAGUCAAGGCCCAGUGCACCACUGUUUGUCAUCAUCAUCCCCAAGCCGUCUGGCCUGCAUGAAGCCACUGCUGCUUUUUUGGCCUCUUUUUUGUAACGGGAGGAGAGAAGUCCUGCUGAGGAAUCUUGAGGGAUGCAUGGGGUGAUUGGGAGCACGCUGGAUCCUGUCAACUUAAUCGUUCAUAAGCCAUUGGAUACACCAGACAUAGGCCUUCUCUUCUGUGUAUCAUACCCGACUGCAUGUAAAGUGGGAGAAAUGUUAUACUUCCGUUAUGAGGCUAAAUGUAAAAAUGUACUUUUAAAAUACUUUUUGUAUACAUCUGAGAAUGACUUAUUUCCAAGGCUGCAUCACAGUCAGUGCUCCUGUUUUUCAUGAAUAUUUGCCACUGUUAAAAUAAGCUCAAAAGCAUGAAAACCAUCCCCGACUUUUUUUUGUAUUCUUCCUUUUCUGAGGGUAAACUUUAUACUAUUUGCUUUUAAAGAAAGCUUACUGCCCUCAGCUGAAGCUCAUUCUCCUGAAUUUUUUCUCACUGUUGUUCUGUUAUAUGAUUGAAAUUUCAUGUAACUUUGUGGCUGCAUACAGUAUGUGAAUACUGUAUGUACUGUUAAUUGAAUGAGUUUCUGUGUAUCUCUCUUUGUCUUUUUUUUUUGCCUUCCUCCUUUCUCAUCAGAUCUCGGACAGUCCAUAUUUUACACAACAACAUGCCUCCUGCCCUUUCUCAGUGAUGAUAUUCUCAGCACUUUGCCCUAUACAAUGAUCUCCACUUUAGCCACAUUUCCCCCUUUCCUCCACAAAGACAUCAUUGAGUACCUGAGCACCUCUUUCCUCCCCAUGGCUAUAUGUAAGUAUGACUCUCGUGAAGAUAAAUCACAACUAAGCCACUUGGUGGGAUUAUAGGGAUGAAUGAAAUUAAACAAAAUGUGACACCUGUAGGACCUAACAUGAACCAAAACCUCUAUCUAGCGAACAAUAUUAAAGGAAACAUCAUUUUUUUUUUUUAAUUUCUCUUUCUUGCUUGUCUGUAGUGGGCUCUACCCGAAAGGAGGGGGGAGUCCCUGCCUAUGUCAAUCUGUCUGCCUCCUCAAUGCUCAUGAUUGCAAUGCAGUACACGUCAAAUCCAGGUAAACCAUCAUGUCAGCUGUUUAAAGAGCAUGCACUCUAGUGUGACUCAAUGAUUAUGACUGACUGACUAUAACUGACUUCUGAUCACUUCUUUUCAGUAUAUCACUGUCAGUUGCUGGAGUGUCUAAUGAAGCACAAACAAGAAGUGUGGAAGGUAUUUAUUUCACAAUAAAGAUAUUUGAACUCGUAAGAUUUUUAUUCAAAACAGAGAGCUAAAGUUAUGACAUAACAUCUUGGCUUGUAUGUAUUUCAUUAGCUGAAACAUAUGAACUAACUCUAUUCAAUCAUUUUCAAUAGUCUGACAUCCAGGUUAAGAAAGAUAGCCUUCUAUUAAUAUCUGUGCAAUAUAUAUGAAGUUUGGGAAAGAGACAGGCUAGAUGAGUAUGAACAAAGAAGCCUGGAAAACCACCCAUCAAGCCCAUAUGUUUUUUGAUUAUGUUUUGAUAAUACAAAAACCAAAAAGCAGCAGAAAAAAAACUCAGUUUCUCUGCUUCAAACCGUAACUGGAAGCACAUGUGUUACUUUAAGCUACAAUUUAGCUUGUUUCUUUAGCUGGUAACCAGCUGGAUCAGGCCACUCUGCACUCUACAUUUGUGGGCCACAAGUCAACAGACGCUUUAUUCUCAUUAUAAGGCUCAAACUUCUGGGAUGUCUGGACAGUUAGCUUAUUCUUCACUCUCUUUGACAUGACAUGCUCAUCUAUUGUCAUGUAGCACACAUUUAAAGGAUAAAGGCAGUUGUCCUAAAACUAAAAUUAAAAUUUGUCUUUACAAUCCUGACUUUCAUGUCUGUCUGCUUUUCAUUAUUUAACAGAGCACACAGUUAAACAGUGCUAGCUUCAGAUUUGGAAGCAGAGUUGUCUUCAUCCUUUUCAUAUGAUAAUCAAUGCUAUAAGAGCAUUCAGGAGUUUAUCCUGAGACAUUAGUUUAUGCCUUUUUAAUUCAUUCUAAAAAAAGAUAUGGCCUCAUCUGGUUCACCUGGUUUCAUCUGGUUUUCUGACAUUUAUGAGCAAGUCUUCUAAUAAAUUUGCCUUUUGAAAUAACUGCUCAUGUUUAUACUGUGUGCAGGACCUUCUAUAUGUAAUAUCCUACGGCCCAUCCCAAGUAAAGCCCCCAGCCGUGCAGAUGCUGUUUCAUUACUGGCCCAACCUGAAGCCUCCAGGGGCCAUAAGUGAAUACCGGGGGCUGCAGUACACAGGUCAGGUCCUCUUAAUACUAAAUUUACUUUGUCUGUCCUUGAACCAGCUGAAGGUCUGACCUAUCCACUAUUUUUCUCCCCUUCUCUUUCCUGGAUCAGCUUGGAACCCCAUCCACUGUCAACAUAUUGAGUGCCACAAUGCCAUCAAUAAACCAGCUGUCAAGGUGAUUUCAGUUAAAAAAAAUAUAUUGAAUGAGGCUUGAACCUUAUUGGUGGGUACAUAAACCAGAUCCAGCGUUCCUCCAACAAUGCCUUAUUAUUACGAUAAGAAAAUGGAUUAGCAGUGCAUUCUGUGUUUAAAAGCUUUUUCCCUGGAGAAUUUCUUCCUGUAUGCAUGGGGCAAAUACCAGACUGACUUGCAGAGUUCAACUGUGUGUUGGCGUGUUUGCUUUUGUUAGCCCCUCGAUAAAUAAAUCAGUGCAUGUCCAGGCAGCUGUGGGAGUUGGGUAAUGAUAUCAGCUCCUAUUCUACUUUACACCCGUCUCUGCUGCUGCUGCCCUGCUUUAUCAGCUCUGCCUGCCUUUACUCAACUGUGCUCAAAACUGACAAACAGAGAGAAAAAACAGGGGCACGGACAGGGGCCAGAUUUCAAUUACCAGGAGCAGGGAGGGGGUACAUGGGGAGGGGGAGCUUAAUUGGAAGCGGUGACCCUGUGCAGCCCUGGAGGAGAGGGUGGCAUCAAGUGAGCGCAGUAAAUAACAGUGCACCGUCUGAACACUGAGGCCAUAAGCAUUGAGGUUUAACACAGGGCUAGGCACUGACUGUAACAGAGCUGCAUAUGCUGGCAGUUAUCCACACUGAGGCUUAGGGAGUCAGGUAUAAAUGUCACAUGGAUUUUGUGUGCAAUAUCAUGAUAUACUUCCCUAAGAGAGAACUGCCACAGGGAUAGAAAAUAUGACCCGCUGAAACAAUAGGAGGUAAAACUCAAUCAGACAUAUCUCCUCAGAGAUUAUCCCCUGUUUUUUCCCGGUUACUUUUCAUUUUAGUUGGUAAACAUAGAAGUUUGAGAGUAACAGUACAUGGUUUUCUACAUUUCAUACAUAUUCUUUAAUAAUAUAUUUGAGUUACAAUUUAAUUUUAAUUUUAAGAGUGUGGUGCUAACAGAAAAUGGCUCCUGUAUGAAAAUGCAAGUUUGACUCAAAUGGUUAAAAAAAGUCAUUCUGUUGAAAAGGUUUAACAUCAUCUGAAACAAAGAUGUACUCUUGGGAGUGUCUAAAUGACUCACAACAAAUCCAUCAUGACUUUCUGGGAAAAGAGAAACUGUUUAGCAUGCAAAGUCCUGAUAGUCUCAUUAUUCUAGCAACAUGGGAAGAAGUUUUAUCUUUAGUUUUUUGUUUUACACUAAAAGUAAGUCAUCACAGUAUCCUUUUCUACAAUUUUUUUUACAUGCUGCAUGCAUAUUGUAACACUUUCUGUCUUUGCAGAUGUGUAUAGAUCCCACCCUUUCUGUUGCCCUGGGAGACAAGCCCCCUCCUCUUUAUAUAUGUGAGGAGUGCAGCCAGAGGAUAGCAGGGUAUGCCUGUCUUUCACAUUUAUCCUCCACCACCAGAACCUCCCCCUUCUCAACUAAAUGCCUGUCCAAACAUACAUCACACACUGCUUGCCUCAUUAUCCCCCACCUUUACCCAGGGGGAAUUCAUCACCAUGGUUACAUAAUUUCCUUGCCCUGAUAAUGAGAUGAUCAUCACAAAACCACGCAGCCACUUGUUUCCCUUUCCUCCAGCAUGUUCAUGCUAUAAUUGCAUAGUUCUCUGGUUUUCACUUUCUUUGAUAUUGAGGGGGGAGAUAUUGUGUUCAGCUUUGUUGGGAGGCUGAGACUACCCUGUGUACCGUGGGUGUAUUUGCAUUCAGGCUCUGUGGCGCAGUUUGCCUGCAAAUCAAGAGUUGUUUAUUUUUUUCUUUAACCUUUUUAGAGAUCACGCUGAAUGGCUUGUGGACGUGCUCCUGCCCCAAGGUGAGCGUUCACAAACAAAAAGUUGUUUGAUUUUCAUUCAGUCUGUCUUGCACCUUUCAGACAAACAUAGAGUAAGUAGAUAGACAGUUGUUUGAGUACAAUUACAUGAUGUUGAACAGGGGUGUGUUCAGGGGGGAGGGGGGGUCCAGGGGUGGCAUUUCCUACCCUUGGAAUAAGAUGUUUCCAAACUACUGUUAAAGGAUAUUUUUUAAUAUGAAAUAGUUAUAAAUGGAAUAAAUACAAAACAAGAUUUAAUACAUGACUUUUAAAGUGUAGCUGAAUGGUUAAAAAACAACAUUCUGUUGUUUAUAUUGUUAACAUUUUGUAUUUGUCAUUGCAGCAGAGAUAUCCGCCAUUUGUCAAAAGAAGGUAAGACACAUAAUCUGUAAAAUGAUCAAUAACGUCACAGUCUUCUUGUAUAUAACUCAUGUUCUUAGGGAUUUAAACCCUUACAGCAGCAUGUUGUGCUGAGCAUUACCCAGUGUCCUCACAAUUAGGGUAAUAAAACAUUUAUCAGUCAAUGGUUGCGAAUGAUUAACUUCGCUGCAUCUUCACAACAAUGACACCCAACCUCAAGCUGCACGCACAAAAUGAGCUGACAGCAUAAAUGAGGUUAACCUUGUAAGCAACAUUGAAGUUUUGUUUUCAACCAGUGGUUCAUAACAAAGUCAGUUAUUUCAUUUAUUUAUGUAUUUAUCUCCUUUUAUUGCAUUGAGAGGUCUGUUCACCAGAAGUGAGUGACUCAGUAAGGGUUGAAUGGAUUCAAAGGAAGCUGCUGAAGCAUGAUGUUUGUUUGCAGUUAAACGUACAGCAGAGGGGCCAGUGCUUCCUGUUGGUUUCCAGGGAGACACCUAGAAAACUGAGCAUGAGAUUAUCUCAGGUAUUCCAGUCGGUCUGAGCAGUCGCACAGUGGAAAUUGUUUUGUCCUGGGAUUUAUAAUCCAAAGCCUCUGAUUCUGAUCAGGCUUUGUCACAAUCAUUUCACAAAGCCUAUAACUCUCACCUAGAUUACUCUGCCACUGUCUUUAGGUUUUGUUUUAUUCUAGGUAUUCUUACCUCAGAAUAACUUUUUACAAACACAUGAUGAUUUCUAAGAUGGACCUAUCAGUUAUUUUAAACAUCCGUAACAUUCAAAAGGGUUUAUUUUCUUGUUGAAAGCUAGCUGGAAGACUGAGAGAACUCACGACCAGAGGACAGAUAUGUUAAUUUAAUAGGGAGCGCUGCAUCACUCUAAUGGCACAAGAUUAGAGGCUGAUCAGAUUAGGAUGCUCCUCUCGUGCCACGCUUUUUAUUUUUAGAAACCUGAGACACUGUGGGGACUCAUAAAGACUUUUUCAAUCACUGUAGAUAUGGAAAGCAGUAAAAUCAUUUCAGUGCAGUUGGUUUCUUGAGAAACCUUUGAAUAAAUGUAUUUUUGUAGAUGAAUUUCUCUUUGAUUGUCAUGUUUUACUUUGCUGCCUACCGCCCAGAAUAGAAAUGAACUAAUCUCUCCUCCUCCUCUUUUCCUCCUCUUCUUCUUUCUGUUCUUGGCUUUGAAGAACUGUAGCUCUCACGUCAGGAGAGCAGUGGUCACCUGCUUCUCGGCUGGCUGCUGUGGGCGUCAUGGCAACCGGCCUGUCCGCUACUGCAAGCGUUGCCAUGUCAACCACCACAGUGAGGUGGGGGCUGCGGCGGAGACCCAUCUGUACCAGACUUCGCCCCCUCCCAUCAACACCCGGGAGUGCGGAGCGGAGGAGCUGGUGUGCACAGUGGAAGCUGUUAUAAGGUGCAUUCAGUGUCUAUGCAGCUGUAGUUACAGGGCAGAGUGAAAUAUGUGUUUACAUGGCAUUGAAGAUAAUCAACCAGCAUGAAAUAUGAUUAAUGCUAACAUACAAACAGUAAAUUGUUUAAUCUGUUUUUUUAUGUCCUCCUGCUCUUCAUAAAUAUUUCUCUGUUGUGUUCUUUCUUUCUUCCUCUGUAAAUCCUUCUUUUCUCUUUUACCCUCUCACUAUGAAUCCAGCCUUCUUAAAGAGGCAGAGAUACAUGCAGAACAGCGAGAGUUUGAGCUAAACAGGCGUCGUCAGAUGGGCCUGUCCGCCUCCCACCACUCUUUAGACAACAUUGAGUUUGACAACAAAGAGGAUGACCAGCAUGACCAGCGCCUCCUCAGCCAGUUUGGCAUCUGGUUUCUGGUGUGUAGUCAAAGGCCUUAACAAACAAGGAACUGAGAACGAUAUAGACAGUGCAAGGUCUCUUAUCACCACCCAGCUGAUUAGUUUGCUUUUCCUGCAGGUGAGCCUGUGCACACCCAACGAGAACACACCCACAGAGAGCCUGGCUCGGCUGGUCAGCAUGGUGUUCCAAUGGUUUCAUUCUACCGCCUACAUGAUGGAUGACGAGGUUGGAAGUCUUGUGGAAAAGCUGAAGCCUCAGUUUGUUACCAAGUGGUUAAAGACAGUGUGUGAAGUGCGAUUUGAUGUCAUGGUCAUGUGUUUGCUGCCAAAGCCUGUCGAGUUUGCAAGGGUAAGGCUAAAACCAAUACCAAGUAUGACAACUGAGUUAUAAAAAAUGGAGGUAUAGCGUAGUUGAUAGUUGCAUAAAGUAUGUUGCACUGUGCACUUUACAUAAAUGAAGAAAUAUCCUUUAAUGAUAAUGCAAGUCAGAGUUUAAGUUGAAUAAAAUUGUAACAAACAGGUCUGAACUCUAUUGGCUGAUUUUGAUCUAAACUAGCCCCUGCCCAAUUUUCCUCAGGUGGGUGGUUACUGGGAUAAGUCAUGUAGCACUGUGACCCAGCUGAAGGAGGGCCUGAACCGAAUCCUGUGUCUGAUACCAUACAAUGUCAUCAGCCAGCCACUGUGGGAGUGUUUCAUGCCAGAGUGGCUGGAGGCCAUCCGCACUGAAGUGCCGGACCACCAGCUUAAAGAGUUCAGAGAGGUUUUAAGGUAUAUUUAAGUCUGGUCUAUUGCUCAUUCUAACAUUUGCCAUUAAUUGAACAUAUAGAGAUUAAUUGCUAAAGUGCUAUUUACCACCUAAUGUGUUUGUAUCUCAUAGUUGUUAAUACUGCUAUAAAUUUGUUUAAGAACAUAUGAAUGGGGUUGAUGAAAUGAUCUCUGAUAAGUUACUGUAACAGUGUAUAAUCUGCUCCAUUUUAAAGUAUUAGUCUAGAUGGCUAAGACAAAUCUCUCUCUAGAGAAUAUUUAUUUUAGUCUUAACUUGAAAGCUAAAGGAAAGAUUUGGUCUGAGCAACACUAUAUUAGCUAAAAAAAGACAAAAAUACCACAAAUGUAAAACCAGGAGUGAAAUAUGACAAUUUUCCUUUAGCAUUUUAGCUUAACAGUCUAUUACAGUACAGUAUUUUGCUAGAAGCUUGGAAGCAGUGAAAUAUUUUGGAUGUAGGAGAUGUAAGGCUAAUUCUGGGCAUAUAAAAUUAAUCAGUGCAAAGCUAAAAUAAAUUACUAAAAUAAGUAGUUUGAAAAGUCUGUCAGUUACUCUAAGUGAGAAAGCUGAAAGUUAUGUGUAUGUAAUACUUGGGCUAUUUCUGCAUUUUAAACACACCACUCACUGAGGGAUGCAUACCAAGUUUAUAAGGAAAAUGUCUAUCUAGCCAAAGUAGACACUGAGCAUGUACAGUACACUUAAAUUGCAACACUGACCUUUAAAUCGCUGGUUGUGCAACUAUAAAAUUAACUUUGUGCCUUCUGCUUACAGUAAGAUGUUUGAUAUUGAGCUGUGCCCCCUGCCCUUCUCCAUGGAGGAAAUGUUUGGCUUCAUCAGCUGCAGGUUCUCAGGCUACCCAGCAUCUGUACAGGAGCAGGCUCUGCUGUGGCUGCAUGUUAGAACUGACACACACACACACACACACACACACACACACACACACACACACACACACACACACACACACGCACACGCACACUAACGCAUGCUGUCUUGUCGGGAAGUUGACAUCCUGGGGCUCUGUCCACAGUGAGUGUGAAUUGAACAGGUUGUCAGAGAGUGUGAGAGUCUGAGCGGAGGCCCUGCUGAAUAUGGAUCUGGGUCACAGAAUGAGACUGAGAGUAAAAGGAGAGAUUUAGCCUGUCCUCCCAUAUGCACUCACAGCUUGCUGCCCUGUAUACAUGGAUCAAUUUCAAGUUUUCUGUCUGAAGAAAGAUCAAGAGAUAGCACCAACUUUUUUUCUAUCAUCAAACAGGUCACAUUAACAGCAGACAGAGCAGUAGUGUCCACUUUUACUCCAUGGAUCUUUCUCUGCGUGAUAUAUCUUCAUGCUGUAAACAUUGACGAUCCAAAAGUAUCAGUUAAAUUAUUUUUUAUCACUGUCUGGUGUUAAAUUAUGUAUUAAGUGUAAGAUUAUAGUACCUAAUAGAUCAAAUGUAGUUCAUCCUUCUUGAACAAAAUGCUUUUUUGAAUCUUACUUUGCAUUUUGUAAAGUAUAAUAGUAAUGUUUUUAGCGAUGCAUUUAAAGUGGAUCUUUUGUGUGUCUUGUUUGGAUUUAGGUGCUGUCAGAACUGGACAUCGUGGUGCCCCUUCAGCUGCUGAUUGGGAUGUUCUCCGAUGGCGUAAACUCUUUAAAGGAGCUGGCCAAUCAGAGGAAGGCACGUGCCUCCGAUUUGUCUGGCAGCACUGGAGCUCGCAGGGUGAGGGACACAGCCAUGAUAAAACUAGCUGGUGAAAGACAGAGAAGAAGAGUGUGGUUGUUGUACAUAAAUUAAUUGGUACUGAUAAACAGUUAUGAUAGUAAGAACUUGACAAAUGGAGGAUUGGACUUGACAUGCAUCACAGGCGCUUGAUGUCCUUAAAGGCCACUGUUGCUUCACUAGCAGUAGGGGUGAGCAAGGGGGCCUUUCAGUCAAGAGUCUGACCUUUUGAUAUCUCUAAAUAUUGCUUUUUCUACACGCUGUAUCUUGAGGUUGUCUAAAAGGAAUAAGCCAGAGCUUGCAGUUUAUUCCCAAAAAUAUCACCCAGCUGGAUGUUCUCACAACACCAUUUUGUGAAUUUGCGGUCUGUCAGAUGCUUUCUUUAGACACGGCAGAGUAGAUGUCCAGAUUUCUUCUCCCUUUGCUUUCUAAUUUUUUUUAUAUUGUUAAUUGGCAUGUACCAUAUGUUGCCAUGGUAACAGCCAAUGUCUAAAUAUAGCUCCCUUAAAAGGCUUAAUUGAACUUCACUAUGUUAUAGAUUUGUCAUUGAAAUUUACAGCGAGGCUACUCUGCAGUCAUGUGUCAUUAUCACUGAGGGUAACAGAGGAACACUGGAGAUCAAAACUGCUGCCUAAUGCAUAAAUAGUUUGAAUUUGAACUGAUGCAGAGAUAUUUAACUUUGCGCUCAUCUCUCAUAGGUGAGUGUGGUGUCAGAUCCUGGACGCCGGGGGCAACACAACACUCUUAGUCCAUUUCCCAGCCCCUUUAGGAGCCCGUUUCGCAGCCCCCUGCGUUGUAGCCCCUUCAAAAACCUGGGUCAUGCCAGUGGACACUGUGCUCUGGAUCUGGACUGUGAUGAUGAUGACAUGAACCUUGGCUGCUUCAUCCUCAUGUUUGACCUCAUCUUAAAGCAGGUGACCGAACCACUCUGAUAAAAUUGUGCAAAAAUGAUAACAGUUACAAUCCUGAAGGGACUUAAGAUCGGUUCCUGGAAUCCAAAGUGAAUAUAGUCCUGUUAUUUUCUUACAUUUAUUCAUCUUUUAGUGCUAGAUUAAGACUUAUUAAUUAUUAAGACAAUCAUGACAGAAAACCUUGUGCCACUAUGCUAAGGUGUACUCAGAUCAGUUUCAGAAAAAAAACCCACACUAAGUACUAACAGUCCUCACAGGUGAGCUCUUGAGAUUUGUGUAGCAUGCUCUACUUAGUAUUCCCCUGAUUUAUCCUUUUUCUCCCAUCUUGCCACCCCAGAUGGAGCUCCAGGAUGAUGGUGUGAUGCUGGGUCUUGACAGCAGCCUUGGGAAGGAUAUUGUGGGCAUCAUCAACAACGUCUUCCAGGCUCCUUGGGGGGGCUCGCACACCUGCCAGAAGGACGAGAAGGCCCUCGAGUGCAGCCUAUGCCAAUCCAGCAUCUUGUGCUACCAGCUGGGCUGUGAGCUCCUGGAGAGGCUGACCCCCCGGGAAGAGAUACGCCUUGUGGUGAGACACACAGCAUGAGUUUCUAUGCAUUAGACAUAAAUGAACCCCUGUGCAUAAGACUGAUAAGUCUUUAAAAUGCAUGUCAUGACGUCUUUAUGUCCCAUAUCACAACACAUGCAGAGCUAGUAUUGCAACUGAGAUUAAAGGUCAAUCUAUUGGGUUGCAUUUAUAGUAAAUUGAUCUAACAGAAAGCUAAUUUUCAAAUAGUUUCAAUGAGGAACAAGCUUUACCAAAUAGAUAUGUUUAUGUAUACAAUUUAUAAAGGAGUAUAUUUGUUUUUCCUCAACAGGAACCAACAGAUAGUUUGGAGGAAACCUUGCUUUUCCCUCAGCAAGAUUUCUCCCUUGGGACAGAGAAUGGAAGUGAGGAAGGAGAUAACCCAAGUGUUGCACCCACCCCUGCAACCAAUGACAACCCCAGCAACCAAUCCCCCGAUGAUGCAUGUAUGUAUCAGUUCAGUGCAAAAUGUGCAAAAUGUGCAAAAAAUCUCAGUUUCAAAAAAAUUUUUUUAGCCUUCCCUCGAUUAGGGGAUCAUAGUAGAGAAUGCACUAAAUGUUGCCAGGACACAGAAUAGACAGUGAGCACUUAUUUUUCACUAUAAAUGUGUAAGAAAACAAAAAUUCUGAUUUCACUUGACUGAAACUUGCUUAAAAAUACUUUUUUACUAUAACUAUUACUAUUACUAUUACUAAUACUAUUUUUUUAGGAUGACUAAGUUCACCUACUUGUAAAUCUUAGUGGUUCCUUUUUUGAGAUGAAUGUUUACAAAGUUAAAUGAUCUCACCUGAACUAUUAACAAUUAGGGGAAUACAUCUAUACCAACAGAGGAGUAGUUUAAGCCCUAUCUGAAUGCCUUAAAUAUGCCAACUUUUUUUUAGCUUGCUUUAUUUUAGGUUAGUGCUCAGCUAAAUUGUCCAGUAGCUUGAUGUUGCUUAAUUCUAAAAGAAACAGCUCAACACUUUUGAGUAAUUUGCUAAUUUUGUUUUGUCAAGUUACUUCAUUAUCUGCUCAUAGUCCUCACUCAUGUCACAUUCCUGCUACAAUUCUACCAUGCAGAUACGUGAAGUUGUAACAGAAAUCUCUUCUUUAUUCCAGCCAUGAAAAACAACUCUGAUAAAAAGUUCUCCUACCAGCAGCUCCCUGUGUCUUUGAGACUCAUUUACACCAUUCUUCAGGUACAUGUUUUGAAUAACUGGGGAUGGAAACUUAGAAGUUAAAGCUCAGUUUCUGUGACUUAUUUGACUGGAUAUGUUGGUCACAUCUAUCCUCCAGGAAAUGUCUAAGUUUGAGGAGCCGGACAUCUUGUUCAACAUGCUGAACUGCCUGAAGAUCUUGUGUCUUCAUGGAGAGUGUCUGUAUCUCGCCCGCAAAGAUCACCCACAGUUUCUGGCCUACAUCCAGGAAAAGAUGCUCAUCCCAAGGUUUCUAUGAGCUUUUUUUUUUCUUUCAUUAGCAUUUGUUAAAAAAAAGGUAACUUGAUAUUAUUUGUUUGUGUGUCUAAUUUUGUGUUCAUGUGUCAGUCUGUGGUCUAUGCUAAAGUCAGAGUUCUGUCAGCUGGCCUCUCUGGCUGUGCCUCAGCUUCUGCACGCGCUCUCUCUGUCCCACGGAGCGGACAUCUUCUGGAACCUCAUUAACACCAACUUCAACAGCAAAGACUGGAAAAUACGGUUUGAAGCAGGUAAGAUACAGCUUGUGGUGCAAAUCUAACAUCAUUGUAUAAAUCUAUAUCCAUAAAUGAACUCCUCGUCCAGCUUAUCAACUAAUUCAACCAUAGUAGUUUUUUAUUUUUUCUUAAUGUUUUGUUUUAAAAGCAAAAUAUCAUUGUGUUUGAAUGAACCAUUUGAUAAAGGCCUCAAGUCUGCUGGUAUAAUUUGCUUUCCAAACCAAUGCCUUUCCACAUCUCCCCCUCUGUUGUCAUGGUUACUGUGCAGCUCAUACAGGCGUUAAAGAGGAAUUGUGGGAUUAAUAAGGUUUUUCUCUCGCCUCAUGAUUGGCAGAGAGGAGCCGUAUGACCUUGAGUCAGAGGCAGAGGACUAGAUAUGUAAAUUAAAAAGGAGCAGGGAGAACAGCUGAACUGACAUGAGCCCCAAACCAACAGUAAAUAUGUCUGAACAUCUUUAAAUUAUGCAUGCUAAUACCCAAUAAUUCAGUCACUGCUCAGAGAAGGAUUAUAUGACAAUGUAGUUGACAUUAUAAUUAAGCUUAAAUGAUAUUGUUUCUUCUUUUAUAAGGACUGUUGUUACAGAUAACUGUCAAGAUAAAUCAUUUAUUACUGAUUAUUCAAUUCAACUAAUCAUUCAAACCUUGUAGGCAACAGGCAAUAGGAUUUUGCUCAUGAUAGUCUCUCCUCCUCAACACUGACAUCUAGUGGUGUUAGUGGUCUUAUUAAUCAACCUUGAGUUGGUAAGAGAUUCAAAAAGAAGUAUCUAUUUUUAGAUUUUAAUUCUGGUGAAUUUGUAGAUGAGGACCCCAUUACUGGAAGUACCUGGUUUUCUGAAACAACUGUGAGCACUCUUAUUGUGAUACUGCGGGAGGGAAUGCAGGAAUGUCAUUUGCUUGUUUACUUCCUCUCUCUUACUAUGUGAUCUCUGUGUGAUGCUGCUGAUUUCCCCUCACUCACUCAGUGGAAAAGGUUGCGGUGCUCUGUCGGUUCCUGGACAUUGGUGCGGUUACGAAAAACCACCUGCUUAAGUAUUCCUUGGCCCAUGCUUUCUGUUGCUUCCUGGCCUCUGUGGAGGAUGUUAAUCCAGCUGUGGCCACUCGAGCCAGGCUGCUGCUUGACACUAUCAAGAGACCAGCCCUGCAGGUGAGCUGACAAUGUACAUCAGCCAACCAAAGGAAGCAAAAUAUCUCCAGCAGGAUAAUUUAAAGCAGUUCUUGUACUAUUUUAAAAGUCCAGUUCAUUUUCUUAAUGUAAUGUUAAUUGUGAUGUCUCUCUACUACAGAAAUUUUAAUUCAGAGCAGUAUUUGGAGGAAGUUGACUUAAUAGUAGUGCAAGUUUUGUUAUGACUGCCAACAAAAUAUUUAUAAAAGGGAAAAUCACCAGAAAAAGUUGCUCUUACUAAUUCAAGAUAAAAAUUAUUUCAUGAUACCUUUAAGGGUUUAGUCAAGACUGCACUAAUAAUCAGACUAAUUUAAUCAUUUUAGCAGUAGAGAACCUAUUAAUUUCAUGUGUAUCUGUCGUUCAUUAUUAUCAAGGGUUUGUGCCUCUGCCUGGAUUUCCAAUUUGACACUGUGGUGAGGGAUAGGCCCAUUAUCCUCAGCAAACUCCUACUGCUGCACUUCCUGAAGAAAGACAUUCCUGCGCUGAGCUGGGAGUUCUUUGUCAACCGCUUUGAAACACUAUCUCUGGAGGCUCAGCUCCACCUGGACUGCAACAAGGAGUUCCCUUUCCCUACAAGUAAUCUACUACACUGUCCCCAUUCAUACUUUCAUACCUGCAUGUUGCUUGACAUAAUGUUUUGAGUAACAGAAGUACCAAAGUUCCCUGAAUGAAGUCUGGAAUCUUUGUUCCAACAGCUAUCACAGCAGUGCGAACCAAUGUAGCAAACCUCAGUGAUGCGGCGAUGUGGAAGAUACGAAGGGCCCGUUUUGCCAGGAAUCGACAGAAGAGUGUGCGUUCCCUCCGUGACAGUGUUAAGGGAGCUCCAGCUGAGUCAAAAAGAGCUUUUUCACUCCCUGAGUCACUGAGCAACCGACUCCGUGAGUAGUGAAAAACCAAUCAGUCUUUUCUGAAUGUAAUUCAAAUCUGGGCCUGUCACUUUCACUUACUUUAUGGUCUAACAGUGUUUGCAAAUACAAAGAAGUUUUUGGUUUAUUACCAUUUUCUAAAAGCACUUAGUUCUGUCUGCGUUGUGUUUAUGUUGUGAUCACCACCCGUUUUCAUUGCCUGUAGGUCAAACCAAAUGUCUUACAUUUGCAAAUACUAUUUGGCCAAGCCCUAUCCUCUUUUCCUAAUGUUUCCCUCCUUACUCAUGUGUACCCAGCAUUUGUUUCACUCGAAUGUUUGAACACUUAUUUCGUUUGCUACUUGGGUUGACCUUUUAACAUGAUAAAAUUAUUUUGUAUUCAUGUUUAACCAGAACGUGCUGCUUAUUCAUGAUAACACUUUGAUUUGAAACUGUUUUGUGGAGUGUUUUAAUGUGUGUUUGUGUAUUUCUACAUAUCGGAUGAGACAGAGGCUCUACACAUGUCCUGUCCUGCCUCUUCUGUAUAUUCGUUUAAAUUUUUUUCUUCAUAUGUGAUUUUUUAGCUUUAAGACUUACGAGGCAAGAGCACUCUGCCCCGACACUGGGAGAUAUGAUAGAGAAAGUCCUGCCAGGUAAAUAACCACCAAAGUCUAAUGAUACCUUCAUAAUCAUACUGCAUUGGAGGAAAAGUACAGUUUGAUUAUAAGCAAGCUAAAUUAUGAAAAGCAGUUGUCAUUUUGUUCAUCCUGCCUCAGGUUUACUCUAAUUUUAUCAUAAGAAAGAAUGACAUUAUGACCAGCUAAAGGUUAGAUGGUCGUCUUUUGUUUUUUCCUAAUUUUCCAUGACCAUGUUACACUGAUAUAUGUGUAUUGCAUGCUUAUGCCUCCACCUCUCCUGACAGAGAAGUGGACAAGUUGACCUCCCCUACCUCUUUGUUAUUCCUCCCGCCCCCCUUUGUUCCCGCACCCAACCCUCUCUGCAACUCCACCUGUCUGUAGCACAUUUCCUCCUCCCGCACUCUAACCCUGACGCUUCAGCCGCUCUUGCAGGCCAGACCCCGUCUCCAGAAGAUGACACCAUCAUUAGAGACCUGCUCCCUGAAGAUGCUGGCAUCGACCACCAGACGGUCCACCAGCUCAUCAUGGUGCUUAUGAAAUUCAUGGCAAAAGACCAGAGCAGCGCUGAGGCCGACAUAGGCAGUGCCAAGGCUUUCAACACAGUGAAGCGUCACCUGUAUGUGCUGCUGGGAUAUGACCAGCAAGAGGGCUGCUUCAUGAUUGCCCCUCCGAAGAUGCGCACGUCCACCUGCUUUAACGGAUUCAUUGCUGGAAUUGCACAAGUGAUUGAAAAACAACUUAUUAUUCACUUUUGUGGUACUUUCAAGCUGCAUGUCAAAAUAAAUAUAUUGAACUGUGUUGAAUGAUUGCUAAUGAAUCCUUUGCUUCUUUAAGGUGAUGGACUACAACAUAGGUUUAGGGAAGCAGCUGCUCCCCCUGGUGGUCCAGGUGUUGAAGUACUGCACAUGUCCUCAGCUGAGGCACUACUUCCAGCAGCCGCCUCGAUGCUCCCUGUGGGCCUUGAGGCCACACAUCAGACAGAUGUGGCUCAAAGCUCUACUGGUCAUCCUCUACAAGGUGGCUUUUUAUCAUUUGCACAGAGUGAGUUGCAAAUGUUACUGAAGGUUAUAUAGAUGAACUAAUAUGUGUCUCCCCGUGCUUAACAGUAUCCUUACAGAGACAUGGACGGCAGUAAAGUGGUCCUCCACCUCAUCCACAUCACCAUCAACACACUGAACGCCCAGUAUCACAGCUGUCGUCCUCACGCUACAGCUGGACCACUCUACAGUGACAACUCCAACAUGAGCCGCUACAGCGAGAAAGAAAAAGGUGACAAAGCACAGAGAACACAGUCUACCUCAACCAUAGCUGAACAGAUCACAGUAAAUAAACAAGACCUAUUGUGCGCAAGAGCACUGCAAUUUGUUGCUUUGUUCAAAUGCUUAGAAAAGAUUAUUAUCAGGACUGUGUUUUCAAAGGGAAAAAUGUACUAGAGGCCCUCUUUUCAGUGCACAUCUGCUUCUUAAAUGCAGAACUGAUGUUGAUUCUUUCUUCAUCUCAGAAGAGGACAGUGUAUUUGAUGAGUCAGACGUCCAUGACACACCGACUGGAGCAGCUAACAAGGAGUCACAGACCUUCUUUGCUCGUCUGAAGAGGAUUGGUGGCAGCAAGUCUGUGAAGUACCAGCCGGUGGAGCUGAAUGCCAAGAAAAGUAAGCAACAGAGGCUUCCGAACUGAAGUGCAGUGAAACAUUAGAUUGAUUGACUUUCAUUUAUUUUUUAGCUCAACUGCUUUUUGAGGUUGCAAAAGGCUUGUUGAUCAGGUCUUAUUUCUCCUCUUUGUAUCAGGUGAAAUUGAGCUGUCAGAGUACCGUGAAGCCAGUGCUCUUCAGGACAGCAUCUUGCACUGUGUGAGGGAGGAGAGCACCAGGAAGAAGCGGCUACAGGCCAUGCACAAGCAGAAAUCUUUGGACAUUUCCAACACUGACUCCAUCCUUUUCAAUCUGGAUGAACACAGACGUAAAUCCUGCAUUGAUCGCUGUGACCUCCAGGCACCUCCUGUGGUUCUGCCCCCUUCUUCAGCCACGUCCCACAGCAGGCGUCAUGGCAAAGGAUCCUCUGAUGGCUCCUCUGUUCGGGUGGAGGGUGUUGAUACUGUGGAUCGACGGGGUUCUCGAGGUGGACAGUCUGACAUUUCCAAACCUGUCAUCCCAGAGGUCCGCCUCAGCUGCAUGGAGACCUUUGAGGACAAGCUAGACCAGGGCUCGCUGGAAGGAUCAGCUCAGGGGAAAGAAGACCAGGACCUCAUUGACCUCUCAUCUGACUGCACCUCUAUACCAGAAAAACACUCCCUGCUGUCAAUGUCUGACAGUGACUCCUUGGUGUUUGAACCGCUGCCUCCUCUAAGGAUCGUGGAGAGUGACGAAGAGUUUGACCUCAACACCAUUAUCGCCUCCAAAUUCAACGGGAGUCCAAAGGUCUCUGCUUCUCCUGCGAGCAGCAACACUUUGCGGCUGUCUCCUGUGGUUCAGGUGAGCAUAGAGGACUGUUCAAGUGGCAAAAAGACCCCAGAACCUUUAGGCUCAGAGGAAAACAAGUUGAGCCGUGUGACUCCUAGCACAUCUCUGGAUCUCCCUGACCGAGCGGAAAACAUCUGUCAUGAAAGCCCCAUGACCUUGAAGCAGAAGAGAGACCUGCUGAGGAAGACCCCGCAUGUCCCUUACUCCUCUCUGGAUGAUGUACCUGUGGCCUCUGAUGAGGUAAAAACGGGGAUGGGGUCUGGUACAUCUCCCUCAGGAAGAACCAUUUUCUUGGAUAUCCCAGAGGACAAUGCAGAGCCUCUGUCCUCACCAGAAAAAAGCAAGAGCAUCAGCAAUGAUGAAGAGGAAGAAGAUGGAGAUGACGAAGAGGAUGAUGACAUGGGGGAUGAGGCAGACAGUGAAACAAAACCUGACAACAAUGGGGGAGAGGACAACGAUGAGGCAGAGUUCAAAAUCCAGAUUGUCCCUCGUCAAAGGAAGCAGAGGAAGAUCGCUGUCAGCGCCAUCCAGAGGGAAUAUCUGGACAUCACUUUCAAUAUGUUUGACAAGCUGGGAGGAGAGCAGAGUGCAGAGUCAGGUAAGAGCAAAGGAUGAGGAUCAAUAGUUCCUAAUGUGUCAUCUGUUUUCAAUCAUCCUGAAGGUGAUGUUAAAGAGCUGAAGAGGUUUGCUUCAAAAUUAAAAGUGUGCAUUUGAACCAUUGUCCAGAAUUCAAUUUAACCUAAGGUUAACUGAGAUAACAUUCACAUUAAUUAGGGUUACAGUGAGAAGUAACCUUGGAAAAAGAAUCAACUUUGUCUUAAAAUCUCAUUUAUUCCCUUCGUCAAUGGAUCACACUGUAAUGCACCUUAUUUUAAAUAAAUUCAAUAAAGCAGUUUUAUUAUUCAUUUUUCUUGUGUAGCAUCAUCACAGCGAUUUUGAAAUUACACGUCUCACACAUAAUCAGUCUCUCUUUUAACAACAUUACCUCAUAAUUACAGUGUAACCUUUAUAAAAUCAAUUCAGGCUUUAUGUUCACGGUGAGGGAUCACUGAGCUCAAUCAGAGACUAUGUAGACCAAUGGCAGCCUGUAAAAUGCAUCCUAAUGGUCGACAAGGCAGUAAAGGAGGCAACCUGAGAUUGCACUUUAUGUUUUUGAAUAUAGUGCAAGCUGCCUCAAACCUUCACAAACCUCUUUGGCUGUUGUCCUGUGGAGACUUUUAAGCAUCAGCAGAUGUGAAACGAUGUAUGAGAAUUAAUAUUAGAGAAGAAGAAGAAGAAGAAGAGCAAUACAAAUAAAAAACAAUCUUUAUGUUAGGUUAGGGAGAAAAAAACUAAACCAAACAUAAACCUGUAAUUAAUAAUCUAAUCUAAAUAGACCCUAAUGUUCUUCAGGUGGAUGCAAAGUUACUGCAUUAUACUACUGAAUGUCUUUAUCAAAUGCAGCAAUCAAAUUGGCUUUUAUUCUGAUAGUCUGCACAUUAUAAUUAUUUGCCUUGCAGAUCACAAAGUUCUGUCCACAUUGGAAAAGCCCCGAGAAUCUGCCUCAGCCCCAACGCUCGAAGCUGCUAUUCCUGAAACAAGCCACCGUUCUUCUGUCUCAAGUAGGAUCAUAUACUUAACUACAUGAAUAAAUCAAUAAAUUUCCCUUAUGAUAAUGUUAUAGAAUUUUAAGAGCCUCAUAAUUACACUACUUUUUAAGCCUUUACUUUCAAUACUAUAACAAUAUAAUUCUUACACAGAUAAUACACUAAAACCACACAAAUGACUGUUUUCAAGCCAGUGGAAUAUUUAUUUAUAAUGUAAAAGAAAUGAAUGUUAGCCUAAAAGAUUUCUUUUUAAACAUUAUUGCAACUCUUCUACAUAAGUGGUUUGAUGAAAUGGGACUGACCAUAUCUUCUAAUGUGUGUCAUAUCUUUGCCCAUGUAACUAAUCUCUUAUUUUUGGUUUCAGUAAAAUGGUCCGAACAGGUGCCUGAUCCUUUGUCCUGUUUACUGUGUCUCUUUAGCUCAGUAUCGCCAGGUGAAGCGAGGCUCUCUGGGAGCGCUGACCAUGAGUCAGCUCAUGAAGAGACAGCUGGAGCAUCAGUCCAGUGCGCCGCACAACAUCAGCACCUGGGACACCGGUCAGUCAGCCUGUACUUUUCAUGAUCUUACAUUGAGUCCCUAAGGAGAGACAUAGACACACUGUUGUAACUUAUGUAUAUUCUGUAUUUAAAAGCAAUGCUGAUCAGUCAAAGGAAGUGAACUCUUAUGCAGGCAAAGAAUGCAUAUAAUAAGAAUCUCUCAGGCACUCUUAGUGGCUGCUUUAAAGGAGCUGUAAAGAAAUAUGCUCAUGUUAAUUCUGGCAGCUCUAUUGAGCAAAGUGGGGUUUAUUUCAGCUUACUAUGUUAUCUGACACAAAAUUGAAACUCUUUAUUUUAAGAUUCAAAUGCCUUCAUAAUGAAUAUUUUAUGUGAAAGGAAGAUUUUGACCACUUCUACAGAAUGUUUUAAGUCCAAAAUGAUGAGAUACUUUGAAUACUCUAUCAAGAACUCUAAAUAUCUCAUCUUUAAGGUUGUGAGUGUUUCACCUCAAUUGCAACAGACUUGCUGUCUGAACAGAAACAACCAACUACAACACCAUCUCGAUCUUUCUCAAUGACCUUAUCUGGCAUCUAACUGCCUAAUCUAACCCACAGCCCACACUUGUUUUAUCUCUGAAUCUCUCUUUGCAGGUCCCACAAAGACCAGUCUACUCUCUGCACCGAGCACAGUCAGCAUGUUUGUUCCUGCCCCUGAGGAGUUCAUUGAUGAGCAGCCGACCACUAUGUCUGACAGGUGAAGAAGAUUAUCAGUUCAAGGCUUAGAGUCUUAAGCGAAAAAAGUCCUUCAUCCUGUUCUGUUUCUUUGUGUCCCAGGUGUCGUGACUGUGCCGCUGUGCUGGAGGAAUACGAUGAGGAGACUCUUUGCCUUGCAGUAGUUGUCCUCUCCAUGUUCAUCCACCUCAGCCCUGAUUUGGCCGCUCCGAUGCUCCUCGACAUCAUGCAGUCUGUGGGCAGGUACAGCCUCUUCAGCAGCGGUCCACAUCCACACAGCACUUCACCGUUAAAUGAAGUUUCAUAACUCACCCUUAGAGCUCAUGCAUAAUUCAUCCCCUGGAGUCCUAAUCCGCUGCUUUAACUUCUUUUAGGUUGGCAUCCAGUGCCAAUUUCUCUGGACAAGCUGAGAGGUAUGAGACAUAAAAGCCAUCACUUCUCAGAUAUUCACUCUGCUUAUAGACGAGUUUAAUAGCGAAUGUGAAGUGUGUCAGCCUGUCCAACUCUGCCAUUCUUCCUUGAUGUUUCUAUUUCUAUUUUUUGCAGUAUGUUGAUUCCUGGGAAUGUAGCAGGUGUAGCCAAGCAGUUCCUUCGCUGUGUUUUUCACCAGUUGGCCCCUAAUGGCAUCUUACCCCAACUCUUCCAGAGUAACAUCAAAGGUCUGUCCAUAUGAAAUCUCAAAUAUGCUAUAAAUGUAUCCUCACUACUAUUCCCCUCACUUUAUAUUAUAAUUGCAAGGUAUAAGAAGUUUCUCAUCUUUCUUCUUUUAUCACAGAUGGAAGUUUUCUGCGGACUCUUGCGCUCUCCUUGAUAGACUUUAAUGAAUUGAGCUCCGUUGCUGCCCUCAACAUGCUUCUGGAGGUGAGAUUCUUCCUCAUGUGGCUGUGUUGAGUCCUUUCACCAGCAGGAGGAGCUCUUGUCAAAGCACAAACCUCUAACUCCAGCUUCUUGCAAACCAUAAGCCUUUUUAAAACAACAAAUCACUGGAGCAUUGAAGGAAACCUGCCUCACUCUGCACUACUGUGCCACUUUAUUGUUGCUGUUAAGCUGCACAGAUGAUGCAAGAACUCAUGGGCAUCCAUCUCCGCUUGAAUGUCCUAAUUCUUAGGCUUUCAUCAUGAGCAUUGUGAUUGAUCAGGACUGAAUGAUCAGUUAAAUGGAAAUAUCUUCGCUUAAAGAAUACCAUUAUAUAACCCUGUUGUGGUUUUAUGCCUCUGUGCCCUCCAGGGUUUAAACAACAAGAAGAGUCUGCCAGCAGGGGGCACUAUGCUGCACUGCCUGGAAAACAUCGCCACCUUCAUGGAGGCUCUCCCCAUGGACUCUCCAAGCAACCUGUGGACAACCAUCUGCAACCAGUUCCAGACCUUCCUCACGAAGCUGCCCUCUGUGCUUCCUCUAAAGGUAGAUAUCAAAUCUUCCCGUCACUUAGUCAUGCCCUGAUAUGGUUUAAUGCAAUUAUAGCCCGAGGAAAAAGCAUCUUGCUGUGUCCUUGUCGGGUUCAAUAGGACAGACUCUCAAAAAUGUAAUUGAUUUGACUCUGACGCUUUUUACCUUGAAGGUCAGAUUAGUAUAAUAUAAUCUAAUUCAAAACACCAAGUCCAGGAAUAUGGGUAUGCACCAUGUGAUAAUUUCCAGCUGUUUCUGUUUUUCUGUUAUUAAAUCUGUUUGUGUCAUUAGUGCCCAAUGGAUUCCAGCUUGAGGAUUAUCAUUUGUCUGCUGAAAAUACCAACUACAAAUGCAACCCGGGUAAGCUCCAAGCAACUUCACCAAGUCUUCGUCCAAAUCUGGUUCUUUUAUUCCUAACUUUUUCUCUGCCUUUUUCCCUUCUCUUAGAGCCUCCUUGAGCCGUUCUCCAAGCUGCUGAGCUUUGUCAUUCAGUAUGGCAUGUUCAGUCUCUCCUACCUCGUUGAACUCUGCGGACUGUGUUACAAAGCCUUCAAUAAGGUACAGCCAAGCCUGUUUACGUGGAUUCUUUCCCGUUUGCAGAAAAAAAAAAAAAACAUGCUGACAUCAAGUGUUUGUGCCGCCUCGAAAGAGUUAAACCUUUUAAACUAAUCUGCUGCGUUUAAAAGGCUCCUGUUCCCAGGCCUCUUGCUCAUCACUCUUUUGGUGCUGAACCUACUUCCCCGGGUCUCCAGCUGGCCAGAAAUGUGGCCACAUGUCACAGAUGAUUAAGUAGGCAAUCAGCCAGUAUUGAUUAACAUGAUUAGUUGGUGUGCUAGGGGCUGAGGAUGUAUGGCGUGUUUCUGAGUGGCUGUCUCAGACAGAGAUGGAGCCGGGCAUGUCCGCACUGUUGGGGCCAGAUGGAUCCUCGGUCCUUCAACACUGUCAACACUGCAUGCUUUAUGUCUCCUGCAGUAUUGAUUUUCUUCACCCUCCUUAAUUCCUCACCAUAUAAUAUCCGCUUUUGAAAAACCUGGAGUCACUAUGAGCUAUGGCUUCUGGACACUAUCCUAUGCAGUUGUAUUAAGGAGACGUGAGGAAAGAACAGGGAGAAUUGUUUUUUACUUGGAGGUCAGAUUUUUAAGGACACAGAGUCAGGUUUGCUAGUUCUGCUGAAGUUUGUCACACUAUGCACCAUUUGUCACUAUAAACGUGGCUUUUUAGCUUACAGACAGACUAUGAUUUGCUUUUUACCUAACAGACAUGCUCCAUUAAGUUUUACUCAUGAGAGUGCUGCAUACAGGUAUGUGCAUUAACAAGCCACACAGUUAGAAAUGUGGGAAGCAGCUUUGAGUUCUGUUAGAGUGUACAAGCAUGUGCCUGCGCCUAACGUAGGCAAACAUGACUGCAUAGAGAAAAAGAGAGACGCAAAGUAAAAGCCAGAAGAUGACAGUGUGGUUUGUAAACAGGCAGCUGGGCUUUGUGUAGAAGGGAUGAACAAAGAGAGCAGCCUGUCCUCAGGGAGGGAGAAGGCAGCCUGACAGCCUCAUCUGAGCUGCCUGGGACUCAGGGAGGAGAGAUCUGGACUGGCCUAAAUCUACUCCUCAGCCUCCUCGCCAUUCUCUGUCUAUUCUCUGUCUCCCUGCAUCCCCUCCCUCCCCUCUCUCUGCCUGUCCUUCCCCCUCUAUUCAGACUACAGAGUUUAUGCUCCCCUCGCAGCAUGAGUAAGGAAGAGUGAUAAUAGAAAAAGGCAGUCUUGCUGCAUCAGUACAUUUACUCCACUCUCUUUUCUUCUCUUUGCAUCUAGGAGAGAGAUAAGUUCUACAUGUCUCGCAUUGUGGUCUUAGAGCUUCUUCAGGCUCUCAAGUUCAAGUCGUCUCUACCUGACACAAACUUAUUACUGCUAGUCCAGGUAACAAAACCCUCUUUGGCCCACUUAUAAGUUGACAACAAGGGAAAUAAAUCAUUUUUUGAUCUUGAAUAAAAUGCUGAAGCCUGCUCUGGUAUUCUUCAGUUUGUGUGCGCGGAUAUUGGUACUCGUCUCGCUGAAUCCACCAUCAUCCAGAAACACAUGAUCUCCACGCUGCCGGGGGUAAGUCUUUGGUGGAUGUGUGUGUGGAGCUUAUUAGAAUUAGCCUCAUAAAACAGUAGGAGGCAAAAUUAAACCCUGCUGUGAAUCCUCCUAAAGGAUAAACUGUUUUCAUUCCCACAGUGCACUACAGCAGCCAUGGAGUGCAUGAGACAAUAUAUAAGUGAACUCCUGGACUUCAUUGCAGACAUGCACACAUUAACAAAACUUAAAGUAAGUCUUGGUUCUUUCAAUGUGAGCGACAGAGUUUGCAAAUCUUUUCAUUUGCAUUGCAUUCCUGAUUGUUGCUUGAGUUUGGUCUUAUCUUUCUUCCUGACUUUACAUAUUUUAUCCAGAGCCAUAUGAAGGCUUGCUGUCAGCCACUGCAUGAGGACACUUUUGGGGGAAAUCUUAAAGUGGGCUUGGCACAAGUCGCUGCUAUGGAAAUCAGCAAAGGCAAUCACCGUGAUAACAAAGCUGUGGUCCGUUAUCUCCCUUGGCUGUAUCACCCGCCAUCCACCAUGCAACAAGGGUAAGAAUGACAAAAUGACAGGCCGCUGCAGGAAUGAGACUAAGCCACAUACAUGCAAAUAUCCUUAAUUCCCUCUUGCAACACCCACCUAUGAUUGUCCAUGUGCACCCAGGCGGAUAUUGAUAUCAUUCCUUUUUAUUCUAUCAAGCUCACGUAUUUACCUCGUCAACAAAUCACAAAUGAACAGACAAUUUAUACCACAGCUUGUUAGCAUUAUAGAAAGCAGCCAGUGCUAACAUUGGUCCUGAUAGACCCUUUGACUUUAUGUAGAGUGGAUGUGACCUCAUUUGCAUUCAUGGUGAGACGUGAAGCCAGAAAAACUGUUUUGAUAGACAUUGACAUAUUGUGCUGGUGGAGAUAAGUCACACCCUGAAGUCACCUGGCUGGUGCAGCUGCUGGUAUUUAUACAACAGAUAACCUGGUAUAAAGUAGUACAACAAAAUAUUAGCAUUUGAGUUGCCUACCCUGAGUGGGAGAUUACAGAAGGAUGUGUAAAUAUGGUAAAUUUCUGAAAAAAAAUUGACAUUAUUUUGGUGUGCGAGCCAAAAUCUUAACGCCAGCUGAAGAAAUACAAAUCCUUUUACUUCAUACCUCUUCAGAGAAACCAUUACAUACAUUGCUACAUCCAAGUGAAAGUACAUUUUUUUAAUUCCAAUAUUUUUUUUUCUUUUCCUCAGGCCAAAAGAAUUUAUAGAGUGUGUGUCCCACAUUCGUCAGCUGUCCUGGCUGCUUUUGGGUUCACUGACACACUGCGCCCUGCACCAGGGCUCCACCUCCUGUAUGCCUAUCCCUCUAGACGCUGGCUCCCACAUCGCGGAUCAUCUCAUAGUCAUCCUCAUCGGGUUCCCAGAGCAGUCAAAGGUCCAGCAAAAACAAAUCCCGAUAAAUGACUCCGCCCAGGUUUUGUUUUGUUGAUAUGAUCUUUAACCGGCUGUUCUGCUUCACCUCCUCCAGACAUCAGUGCUGCAUAUGUGCUCGCUGUUCCACGCCUUCAUGUUCGCCCAGCUGUGGACCAUCUACUGCGAACAGGCGGCUGCUGCUCCUUCACUGGUCAACCAAAACCAGACUGAAUUUUCCUCUGGUGCCAUCCUUACUGGCCUGGAGUUCUGGAGUCGGGUUACACCCAGCAUCCUGCAGCUCAUGGCUCAUAAUAAAGUGGUCAGUGCUCUGCCUUUGCCUUUUACACUGAAGGUCUGUCUUAGCACUCGACAGACUUGUUCAUGUGCAAAAUUUGAUGAAUAUUUUCUGUACUUUGUCCCACAGAUGGUGGAGAUGGUGUGUCUUCACGUCAUUAGUUUGAUGGAAGCCCUGCAGGAGUGCAACUCCACCAUCUUUGUCAAGGUUUGCUAUAAUUCAUUCAGAGUUGUUUUAUAAUGCCAUUUUAUUUUUUAAACACACGCAUAUGUAUUGUUUAUUUUCCCUCUAGCUAAUACCUAUGUGGCUACCCAUGAUCCAAUCAAACCUCAAGGUGAGACUUUUAAAAAGCUGUACGCUGUUAUUCAGAUAAUUCAUGAUAUCUUAAGAAUUGCAGCCUUUUAACUUGUUUUUCCAUUCUUGCCUUUUCAGCAUCUGUCCGCAGGGUUGCAGUUGCGUCUUCAGGCCAUCCAAAACAGAGUGAACCACCAGUGUUUGCAGGGCCAGACAUCUGGGACCCCACCAUUCGCUCUGAGAAAAUGGCUCCAGUGCACUCAGUUCAAGAUGGCUCAGGUGGAGAUCCAGUCGUCUGAGGCUGCCUCACAGUUUUACCCCAUGUGACCUACUCUGUGGGUUCAGUCAGGUCCUCAGACCUGCAUGCAUCCUCUUUGUCUGACCAAAAAAAAGAGACUCUUAUUUAAUCUUAUACUGUGUGAAAUAUAAUUUUCAGCACCUUUAGUAAACUACCUGUAAAUGUACAGUGAAUCUAUGCUAUUUUAGAAUACUAUUACUGGAGCUGGUGAGUGAAGUUUUGACAGGCUUGUGUGGGACUCUUGCAUCAGGUGCCUGAAUGUUGUUUUAAAAGUAUAAAGAUGAUGAGAUUGAUUUCUACAGACUCAUGUUAGUAAUACUAAGGUUCUGAAGUGGGGUGCUUGUUGAAUCUUAGAUUGGCUCACUCUGUCACAUUCAUAUUCUAUCACUUUAUAAGUUGCUUGGUUGCAAGCUGGAUAAUAAAAGUACCAGUUUUUCUAAAUGUUGA